This is a messenger RNA of Penicillium oxalicum, 723 nucleotides long. RefSeq names its product GPI anchored serine-threonine rich protein. Bases 1 to 723 code for a protein of 240 amino acids. NCBI's taxonomy places the organism in Eukaryota, Fungi, Ascomycota, Eurotiomycetes, Eurotiales, Aspergillaceae. The record is from RefSeq and is a predicted model, not a curated record. The transcript is spliced from 3 exons.
AUGCGUUUCUCCGCUGCCACUCUCGUCACUGCCUUUGCGGCCAUCGCUGCAGCCUACACCACGCCUGAUUACUCCAAGGACCCUCAGGGCAACCCCCCCUUCACCAUCAAGUGGGAUGCAACCCUUGGCAAGACCGUGUCGAUCGUCCUCCUGCGCGGCCCCUCCAACAACGUGCAGCCGCUGGAGACCCUUGCAGAGAGCAUCCCCAACACGGGCGCUUUCAUCUGGACCCCUUCCACGACAUUGACCCCUGAUGUCACCCACUACGGUCUUCUCAUCGUCGUCGAGGAUGCUGGUGCCCACCACGGUGCCUACCAGUGGUCGACCCAGUUCGGUAUCUCGGGCGUGGACGGUGCCACCACCGCCGCCGUCACCACCUCCCAGGUCUCCCAGACAGUCACCUCCACCUCUUCCUUGACUCACACCGUGAUCGCUGCCACCAGCGCGGUCAACACUGCCGAUGCUUCCUCCACCGCUGCCGCCCGGGCUCUGACAACUCUGGCAGCUCCGACUCUGGCAGCUCCAACACCGCGGUGGUCAGCCUGGCUCCCGCCACCACCGCGUCUUUCGCAACCACUCAGCGCUGCCGCUCAAUCCUCCGGCGCUGUCUCCCCCAGUGUCUCGGCCACCCCGACCCCCACUCCGGCCUACAACGCGGCUGGCCGUACCGUCAUUUCCCUCGGCGCCGUUGUCGCUGGUCUGGUUGCCUUUUUGGCUCUGUAA